Leptidea sinapis is the source of this 2526-nucleotide messenger RNA. It is a transcript of the gene P5cr, whose product is annotated as pyrroline-5-carboxylate reductase 2-like. Gene Ontology annotation, molecular function: pyrroline-5-carboxylate reductase activity. The record is from RefSeq and is a predicted model, not a curated record. The coding region runs from base 409 to 1029 and encodes 206 amino acids. Gene Ontology annotation, biological process: L-proline biosynthetic process. Lineage: Eukaryota; Metazoa; Arthropoda; Insecta; Lepidoptera; Pieridae. The transcript is spliced from 5 exons.
GUGUAGUGUGUACACUGUACAGUUUACUUUAACUUUGUAUGUUUUUUACAAAUUGCAUCAUUCAAUAUUCUGAAUUCUCUAUUACCAUUCAUUUCAUAAAUAUUAAAUAUUCUUUGCACUUGCAGACUACAGUCGGCAUUCAUUCAAUUGAUCCGUGACAAGUAUUAUUCAAUACGAUAAAAUGCUUAAUUUAGGGUUUAUUGGUGGUGGGAAUAUGUCAACAGCUAUAUUUAAAGGAAUUUUGAAAGAGGUGUAAUUUAAGGCGGUCAGUCACCAUCUCAAAUAUGGGUAUCCGGACCUCAUUUAGAAAAUUUACAACAUUGGAAGGAGUCUGGUGCAAACAUAUCAAAUAAAAAUGGAGAAGUGUAUAGCAAGUGUGAUGUCGUUUUUAUUGGAGUUAAACCGCAAAUGUUAACGAAAGCUGUUGCUGAUUGUAUUGCCACACUUCCUGAGGGAGAGAGAGAUUACAACAGAAAAGUUUUAGUAGUAUCAAUUCUAGCUGGAAUCAGUCUCGUACAAUUACAAAAGUCAUUAAAAAUAUUACCAGGGAAAAUAAGCAUUAUCCGUGCAUUACCAAAUACACCGAUGUCAGUUGGAGCUGGUGUUUGUUUGUAUACACCAGAUGACACUGUUACUCAAAACCAAUGCUCUGAACUGGAGCACCUAAUGUCCGGUUGUGGAAUUUGUGAACGAGUUCCAGAGUAUUUAAUGAGCUCUUUGGGUUCUUUGAUUGGCUGUGGACCUGCUUUUAUAUUCAUUGCUAUUGAAGCACUAGCAGAUGGUGCAGUAAAAAAAGGUGCACCAAGGGCCCUGGCACAAAGGCUUGCAGCUCACAUGGUGAUGGGAAGUGGUAAAAUGGUAACUGAGCACAAUAAACAUCCAGGUCUAUUAAAAGAUGAAGUCUGUUCGCCUGGAGGUUCCACCAUUCAUGGACUUUCAGCACUGGAAAAUGGCAAAUUUAGAGCUACUCUAAUUGCUGCAUUGGAAGCUGCUACGGAUCGCACUGACGAAAUGGGAAAACAAUCUUAAAAUGGAAUAACAAUACUGACAUAUAUAUAAUAAUAAAAAUAAUGAAAUAUAGUCUCCAAUAGUUAAAACAUGUCAGUAGAUAUUGUAAUUAAUAUGUGUGUAGUAAUGAGGAAUCAAUAAUUUAUACUCAGGAAUAACAUUAAUUCUAGUGUCAUUUUUUUUAGUAAUAUUAAUUUUUAAGUCCACAUACCUAUAGUAGGUAUGUCUAAACUAUACAUUUUUUUUGAAGAUAUUGUACUGUUAAAAUGCAAUCUUAUGUGAAAUAAAAUUUCGUGUUUGAUCCUAUAAUUAUUGUGUAGUAUUUGCAUAUACCACACACUUGUAGCUAUAAGUAAGUAGUAUAUGAAAAUACUUGAAGGUACUAUAUUUAAAUCAUAGAAAUACAGUUAGUAGUUUUCCGAACUACUUAUAUUUAUAAGCACACUUUUUUAUCGUUUAAUAUUAUUUUGUGGUUUCCUCACUCAAUUUGUCUGUUUGUUUAUCUGUAGAAAGCUCUCAAUAUAGAGAGCCUAAUUAAGGGUGUUAAUUAGUUUGGUAAAUUGCUGAAUUCAGUAUUAUUUGUUUCAUUCAAAGAGCUGAUAUGGUUUGAAAACUACCUCAUUUUUAGAAUCUCUUAUGUUACCAUAUAUUGUGAUUGAUGUAUGAGCCUGUUAAGAUAUAAUUAUGUCAUACAUACGGACGAGUAAAAAAAGAAGGACACCGAAGUGAAGCACCGUUAUGCUAGUGUGUGUGCGGUUACGGGGGAUACUAGUUACACAAUUUUUUCUCCCUUAAAUAAUCAUAUAUGGCCACAAAUACUUAUAUAGUAUCGUUUUUACACUUUUUCACAACGCUCGACGGAAUUUUUAAAAUAUUUUAUUGAGACGCAAACUGAUCUGUCACAGACGAUGACAAUUCUCAUAAUGGCCGCCUAUCGGCCUGUAGUAGUGUAAGUGUCUGCGUGGGGCUAUGUAUUUACAUGUGAAUCGGCUUGUUUUGGUGCUACACUGUUAUGUAAGGUGACACGGAGUCCUUAUUUUUUUACUAGUCUGUGGUCAUAUACAAAUUUAUUCCAUAUAAUUACUUCUAGGUGGUCCUUGUAUUGAUCUUAAAUUGUAAUAUACAAGUGCAGACCUGGCAAACCUUGUUUUGCCAUAUAAAUUAAGUACCCUGCGUCCGUCGCCCGCUCAUUGUAUGAAUUGUCUUAAGUAAUGAUGAUAAGAAAUGUCACUGACAGAAUUUAACAACAAUUAAACCUUCUCCGAAACACAUUGUAUCUUUUAAGAAUCAUUCUAAUUACUGGAUCAGUUUUCUCAGUACCUGUAGCCACAGGUAAAGACCGGCUCUCCAUUUAUUAGUAACUACAGAUUAAAAAUCUUGUAAGCAUUAGGUACAUUUUAAGUAUUACUUUAUAUUUUUUUUUAUUUUUAAUUAAAAAUAUUGAGCAGUAUUGUUAUGCUAAUUUAUAAAAUAAAUUAGUUUUAUUCUUUAAUUGAAUAAAAAAUAUUAUUGUAUUUC